Messenger RNA from Ruditapes philippinarum (Manila clam), 1310 nucleotides. RefSeq names its product putative defense protein Hdd11. The record is from RefSeq and is a predicted model, not a curated record. Gene Ontology annotation, molecular function: oxidoreductase activity, acting on metal ions. NCBI's taxonomy places the organism in Eukaryota, Metazoa, Mollusca, Bivalvia, Venerida, Veneridae. The transcript has 5 exons. The coding region runs from base 45 to 689 and encodes 214 amino acids.
GUUUAUUCGAAGAUAAUAUCAAUGUUUGUUGAUAUUUGUAUUCAAUGUUCUUUACAGCUGUGAAUUUAACUCGCUGUAAGGGGCAACAGCAGAACUCAAUGAUGAAUGGGGCAAUCUUAGUGCUAGUGCUGGCUAUGUUUGGGUGUUGCAACGGGUAUGCAUUAGGUCCGCCUCUAUCAGUCUGUAGAAAUAUGACACCUAAACACCCGUUUGAACCACAGACCAUUUCCUCUCCCUUUACAUUCACAUUGAAUGCCACAACUUACCGGCCGGGUGACGUCAUCGAAGUAUUUCUUAACUCUUCUGGUGACUGGUUUAUGGAGGGAACAUUGAUACAAAUGCGUGUAAAUAGUUCAGGUUGUAGUCAAGAUGUUCCUGCAGUCGGAACAUUUUCUACUGUAGACAACGACGUAUUUCUGGAGACGUUUAGUUGCUUCAACAUGACUAAGAGCGCCCUCCGCCACUAUUCUCACUUGCAUAUCUACAACAGAACAUUUUACUGGACAGCUCCUAAAAGAUCAGUUGGUAAUGUGUAUAUAAGUGCGACAAUUGUAAGAAAUCUGAAAACGUUUUGGUUAAACGUGACGUCACAGAUUAUAGAGGCCGAAGAAGCGUGUGGGGCGAAACAAAUUGUUCUUACCUCUGCUGUACUUUUUGUAUCAUACUUUUCUACAAGAAUUCUAACUUAAAUAUAACAGUCUGAUAAUGAAAAAGUUGAUGAAGUUGAUGAAAUUAUAUAAAUAGUUGACACUUGGUUAGACAAAAGAGGGAAAAAAGAGUUAUAUUUACCGUAUAUAGAAUACUCGUAAAAUGUUAAAGGGACUCCACUGAGGUUUAAAAGCCUAAAAACAUAACAUUUGAAUUUCUUACAUAAAUGAGCUGGGGCACUUUAAACAGAAAUGUAUGCAAAAGUAGUAAUGAAAUAUACUUUGAAAUAAAUUGAAAAUCGUAUUUUCAUGUUUUUCGUAUUCCGAUUUGAGUGAAAAGUGUUAAAACGCUUUUUUAUUUUGGGUCUUUUUAUUACAAUUUGAAUAAUUAUUCUGGAAAAACGAAUUGCGCGAAAGAUCUUAAAUUUUGCACAAAUAUUAGUGGUCUAAACAUACAUCAAAUGGUACAUUUAUCUGGAAAAAAUAUUUUCAGCCCCAUCAUGCCAAAAAACCUCAGUAGAGUCCCUUUAUAGUUGUAAUGUCUGAAAAACUUCACCAUGUAUCUAAAGCUGACAGUCACCAUACCAUCACAAUAAGGUGCACAUUUGAGCUGCGUCACGACAAAACCAACAUAGUGAGUUUGCGACCAGCAUGGAUCCAGAC